AUGGAUAGUAAUAAUAGUACUAAAAAUUUCGGGUGUGAAGAUCACCAAAGAGAAUUUGAAAUAAUUUGCUAUCAAUGCAAUAAAUUGUUUUGUUCAAGAUGUCUGGUACAUCAUAACAAUCAAUUUAGUCUAAAUUCUCAUAAGUGUGAUCAUAUCGAUGAUAUCAAAUUUAGUUUAAAUAAUUGUCUAAAUAAUAAUAUCAAUAGUUGUAGUGAUAACAAUAGUAAUAAUAACAAUAAUAAUUCGAAUAGCAAUAGUUUUAUAGAUAAAAGAUUAAAAGAUAUUUGGAGAAAUAUACGAGAGUCGGCGGUUUCUUAUCAGAAAAUAAUGUCAACAGAAGCUGAAAUAUCACAACACUUUGAAAAACUAUAUCAAUAUCUUAUGGUUGAGGAAAAAAAACUAAAGAAUAAACUAGUUGAAAAAAGAGAUUUGAUGAUAUCUCAAAUCGAGAACAAUACUAGUGAACUCAAAAACCUAGUAAAUAUCAUCAAUAUAAGUCGUAAUAGUAACAGUAGUAAUAGAUCAUCGGUAGACAAUGAAAUCAUUGUUGAACAACAAGUUAAUGAUAUGUCGAUUGAGGAUCCAUCAGUAUCAAGUGAUACAACUGAUCGAUAUUCAACGAUAUACAUUGCUAGAUCGGUCGGUGAAAGUACAUCAUUAAGCACAUUCGUCAGAAAGAAUAGUGAUACAAUAUUCGACUUCUCCGAAAGUCAAAAGAAACAAAUGGCAAGUCAAUUGUCAACCUAUCAAGACAGCUUUGAUUCAUUGAUAUUAGACUCGAUAUUGAAGCAUUACUCCCAAUUUUCUGGAAAUAUAUUUGCUUCACAAAUGGUGUGCCAAUGUAGAUUAACUACUAAUCCAUUUGACAAUGUCACACUCAACAAAGUCAUUGAAAAUUCAAUACAAUUAUCGAUUGAGCAAAAAACCGAGUUGGAAAGAAUAGAAGAUCUCCGAAAACAAAUUCCAACAGUUGCCAAGUCAUUAUCUCCCACCACCUAUCUUGUCACUACCGACAGAGAUCAAUGUUUAAGUGUUAUUGAUAUCUCAGUUUCCCCCUACUCUUCCUACCAUAAGACUAUUACCAAGUUUGGAUUCAUUAGUUGUCAAAACUCAAUGGUCGCAGUCGGUGACACUGUCUAUGCAUUCGGAGGUGUCUCCAAUACUAAUCAAUACUUUAAAUACUCUGUAACACAGAAAUCGUGUGAAUUCAAAAGACACCUCAAAGCAUUCGGAACUGAAGGUCCUCAUAUCAUAACGAUAUUCCACAAAGGAAAGUUAUAUUCAUUCUCUAGAAAUGAAAAAUCGAUUUAUAUAUACGAUCCUUCGAACAAUGUACUCAACAAAUAUGAAAUAGAUCAAUUGUUUGAUAAAACACAUAUGGCCUGCACCGAUGGUCAAGGUAAUAUCUACCUCUAUUCACACGACAAACGAUUCAUUAAGUUCGAUGUCGCUGCCAAUAAAGUCACCCAACUCAAGCCUUUGGAAGCCAAUGUCUAUUAUCUAUCGAUGGUAUAUCGUACUUCAUAUUUGGAUAGCUACAUAUAUAUUCUUGGUGGUACUAAAUAUGGAAAUCAUCGUUACUCAAUUCAAGAUAACAUAUGGGAUAGCUCCUUAGACGGAUUCGUUGGUGAAAGAUGGAGAUGUCCAUCAUUAGUUUUAGAUAUUGAAAGCAAUAAACUAAUAUAUUAA
Molecule: messenger RNA, 1689 nt
Organism: Heterostelium album PN500
Lineage: Eukaryota; Evosea; Eumycetozoa; Acytosteliales; Acytosteliaceae
Exons: 2
Coding region: 1-1689 (562 amino acids)
Molecular function (GO): protein binding
Source: RefSeq, a predicted model, not a curated record